CUGCGAGGUGACGUCAGAGGGCGUGUCCAAACGAAGGACAGAAGGGAUUCCACAAUGGGAGACAGCUUUCAUGAUCAGCUGACAGAGGACAGCGCCUUCCUCAGAGCCGACCUGAGACUGGACACGGAGCUGGUGGACAAAGUCAUCCUGCAGCUGAACAGAAUCUACCCGCAGAUCCUGUCAGACAAGGAGGCCACAAAAUUCAGAAACUUGGAUGUGCCCACAAGUGUUCGACUCAGUGAGCUCCUGGCUCACCUGCAGGGGAGAGGAGAGGAGGCAUGCAGGGAGUUUUACAGAGCUCUUCACUUGCAUGUAGAGGAGGUUUACUACAGCUUGCCCACACGGCUCCGCCUCAGAGAUUCCUUAGACCCACUGGCAUAUCCACGUGUCUGCAAACAGAGAUAUGUUCUGAACGACAGAGGUCCCGUCUUCUUUCUGGGCUGUUUCAGUGUUACAGUGGGAAUGGCUCUACUUUAUUACUACAGUGAGGCUAAAGUGGCUGGAGGAAGCCGGGCCCUCGGGAUGGCUGCUCUGGGUUUGAAGAAAAAAGCCCAGGAGGUUCUCAUAUGGUACACUGAAGAAACACUCAUGAAGUAAGGGGCUGACUCCUUCACAACCAGGUGCUUCAGCAGUACUGCUCUGAUGAAUGCCAAUUGUACCAAAGCACAGCACACUAUAUAUUUUCAGGAGUUGAAUUCUAAUUUUGUACACAGUCGAACUGUAUAUAGUAUUUUUGCGUGUGAUCUAAAUUUCUCAAUUUAGAGAAAUUUACAUAUGGGGUAAAUUCAGAUCUGCAUUUGGCACUUUGCUAUUAUUUCCUCAUGUGUUGAUAUCUAUUUAAGUGGAUUAAAGGAGCUGAAUGAAUUCAAGGGAUGAACUCAGCGAAAGCAAAAACAAGCAGAUUAAGCAAGUUGUUCUCACAGCAGUCUUCAAAUGUGAGAUAAAUUAGCUGUUACAAACCAAUUGAAAAAAGAAAUAUUGACUGUCUAGUGAUAAAAUAGGGCAUUUUAAAUAACUUUAUAUUAACAAUGCAGGUACAUUCUUGACCAUAAAGGUUCCAUUUUCAGGACCUCAAAAAGGAUAGCCUCCAUCUCAUCACUACAUUUGUCCUGUUCAUAUUAAUUAUCCUUGAAUGAAGAAAGCAACAACCUGCAUUGUGUGAGCUGAGUAAUUUAAUUUAUUUUGGUAACGAAGAAUUCUACUUCCUUCUCUGCUCAGUUACCACUGAUGUCAAGCAUACUAAAAUACAUUUUCUCUCCAAAUUGAGUCAGAAACAAAGAUUUCUGUGAACUGGUACCGUCCAUAGAUGUAUAAAGAGAAGGUCAUGUCAUGAGCUCUUGUUAGUACUUAGCCGCCCUCUUGUGGCCAAAAGUGAAAUAACUUCUUCACCAAACUGCACAAAUGUGUUGGUUUCAUAGGGGAUUCUCGAAAUCCUGCUUCUCACGUGUAAACAAAAACAAAAGAUUAGUCAUGUGAAGAGCAGCCAGGGGACAGAAAACGAGCUGUGUCCAUAUAAUAAUACUUUUGACGAGAUUUGCAGUCAAGUGAUUGCUUCUACCAAUGAUAUCCCGCUCUACCAGCGCGGUGCAUUGUGGGUAGAGUAACGACUCAAACAAAAUAUACAAAUGUCAUAUAAAGAUUUGUUAUAAUGAAUCGUUACCACAGACCAACUUGUUUCAAAAGAAACAUUCAACAGCUGUGUUUAAUAUAUGUAAUUAUUACUACAACCCAGAAAUGACACCAUAAGUCAAACCAACCUGGGUAACUCAUCGUAUAUAUACUUGACAGACUGCCUUUAUUUAGCGUGUUGUAUGAAAGGAGAGAAGGUUAGCACUCCCCUUGACAAGGAUGGAAUUGGCCCUCGUGGCCAUCAACACACAUACGGUUAAGGCACUGCCACCUACUUCGUGGCAUCUAUAACCAUAUUUUUUUCAAUCGUACAUCUUUGACUUUUGCUAAACAAUGUCUUACUAUCUCUGAAGAUCGUGUUUCCUGUAAUGACCACGUCUCCUGCUCUCCCAAUGCCUUCAAAACCGGAAGCAUGUUGAGUGUUUUCCCAUGUCCUUGUUCCCGCUGGGUCGGGCAGGAUGACGACUUUGUUUCCUUUUGGACCGUAUGAUUUAGCCCACUGCUGAACAUCGGGGUAUUACAUAAACAUUUACGCCUCAUUUAUCUAAAUGUUUCUAAAACACUUCAUCUUUUUUCUUAGUCUUCUUUCUGAGCUUUUUGCCGAUUGUUUAUUAGUACGUUUCUGAUAAGCCUUUUUUAAAAUACAAAGUCUGGCAGAAAAUGAAUUUACCUCAAACAGGCAGAUACAACUUGAUGGUAUUUCUCAGAAUGUUUAAACAGUUUCUUUUAACUAAAUAACAUAUAGAAGGGUCUCUGAACAUACAGUUAUUGUUAUGAUGGUGCUUUGUUAAACUGUAUUUCUGUGUGGGUUUUUUUAUGGUUCAAUCCAAGAAACGCCUCAAAACAUUUAUUCAACUUGCAUGGCCUUGUUAUUAUUCUUUUACUCAACAAUUUGAAAUUUUAUAAGGAAAUACUGAUAAUUGAUUUCUGAUGCUUGUCAAUGAAUGUCUCCGCAUCGAGUCCAGUGCCUGACAGUUUGUCACAUUCUGUGUGUGGUGUAAAAAUGCCUUAAAUCUAGAAGUGCCAGAAGUGCCAUCAUUUGUAGAACUGAUAUUUUUCUCUUUGUACAAUACAAAAAAUGCAUGAUCUGAAUAAAAUAAAGACAAU
Messenger RNA from Anoplopoma fimbria (sablefish), 2736 nucleotides. RefSeq names its product caspase recruitment domain family, member 19 (gene card19). Bases 55 to 597 code for a protein of 180 amino acids. NCBI's taxonomy places the organism in Eukaryota, Metazoa, Chordata, Actinopteri, Perciformes, Anoplopomatidae. Gene Ontology annotation, cellular component: mitochondrion. The transcript is spliced from 6 exons. The record is from RefSeq and is a predicted model, not a curated record.